AUCUAAAAAUAUGUAAAGAGAUGGAAAUAGAAUUUCCCAGAAUAUAAACAUGGUUAAUGGGCUGGGCUAUGGGCCCAAUUGGAAAGUUAAUAGCGUGACAAGGACGUAAUGUAAAAGGCGGGAAGGUUGAAACGUUAUAGAAUUUGGAACCUUAGGCACAGCGCAUUUUUAGGGAACGUUCCCACGCAAUACAAAAGCCUAUUCUAUAACUGCCUCCACACGCGUUUUUGCCAAUAAUAUUCUGAAAAUUUGAUUUUAAAGGAAUCGCACGAAAGAAGAAGAUUGUGGUGAAGGAUGCCCGAGAUGGAUGAGCGCGUGGUUAUACAGCAACCUCUUUCGGCCAUAGCAGAGACGUUUGAGGAACUUUCCAAGAGGAACAACGCCAACGAGAUUCGCUUGGACACUUUCUGCCAGGCUGCGUCUCUCGUCUCCGUUCUCUUCCGUUCUCUCGGUCUCGCUUUCAAAUUCGCUGAAUUGGGAUACGUCGCCAAGCUACAUGGACUAUUGGAAGCAUCAAAGACAUGUUCCACUCUACCGGAUAUUCUUAACCUUGAUGUCGCCAGUGACACAGUGAAAACAUCCGGAAGUUUUUCACGUAAUCUGCGUAGAGUUCGGCAGGGUCUUGAUCUUGUCAGAGCUAUAUUCGAACAACUUUUGUCAACUGAUGAUAGUUCUCUAAAAGAAGUGGCUUCAACAGCUUACGGACAGGUUUGUGCCCCAUAUCACACAUGGGCAGUAAGAACAGCUGUAUAUGCUGGGAUGUAUACACUUCCAACGAGAGAUCAACUUUUGAUGAAGCUCAAUGAAACAGAGCAAUCAGCUGACAAGAAGAUGAGAAGGUACAUUGCUGCCUCGCUUCCAAUCAUAGAAUACAUUGAUAAACUGUACCUUGCUCGAAAUAUUACGUUGGACUGGUGAAUUUAUAAAAAGGAAAACGAGAAAAUCUAAGAAGUUGAAUGUCUUUUCUGUUUGUUAGAAGGCAGUACUGUGGCUCCAUUGUAUAUCAGCAACCUUAAUACUCAUGCUUCGAUUUUUGUACUAUAUAUAAGAUGUAAUUAUGUUAGGGAGAUGCACAAAACAACCGAAUAGGUUUGUACUAAAUUUCUAACGAAAUGCAUGUAAAAUUUUCAGUUCCAUUGGUUUAUAAUUUUGUAUUCCUGUAUAUACAUGUACAUAAUUUGUUUUGAAUGACAGAAAUCGUGAUAUUUGAUUUUCUGAGUA
Messenger RNA from Glycine soja, 1221 nucleotides. RefSeq names its product ACD11 homolog protein-like. NCBI's taxonomy places the organism in Eukaryota, Viridiplantae, Streptophyta, Magnoliopsida, Fabales, Fabaceae. Gene Ontology annotation, cellular component: cytoplasm; cytosol; membrane. Bases 295 to 918 code for a protein of 207 amino acids. The record is from RefSeq and is a predicted model, not a curated record. The transcript has 4 exons. Gene Ontology annotation, biological process: ceramide transport; intermembrane lipid transfer. Gene Ontology annotation, molecular function: ceramide 1-phosphate binding; ceramide 1-phosphate transfer activity.